This is a messenger RNA of Pelmatolapia mariae (spotted tilapia), 3755 nucleotides long. RefSeq names its product cdc42-interacting protein 4 homolog. Gene Ontology annotation, molecular function: protein binding. The transcript has 14 exons. The coding region runs from base 234 to 1760 and encodes 508 amino acids. NCBI's taxonomy places the organism in Eukaryota, Metazoa, Chordata, Actinopteri, Cichliformes, Cichlidae. The record is from RefSeq and is a predicted model, not a curated record. Gene Ontology annotation, biological process: signal transduction.
AGUCGCGUCCGUGCCAAGGAGAAGGCGUAGACUUCCUUCAAACAUUUCCUCCACCAUCUCCGCUUUCGUGCCUCAAAGUUUUGUGAAAUUUUUGUUCCGAGAGGAGUUUUACUUUAAAAAAAACAUACUAAUAAUUAAAAAACAAUCUCUACCUGAUCGCUUAUUGCCUUUGCUUUAACACACCGAAGAGUCCUGCUCUGCGAAUCUUCUCGCAUCUGAACUUUUUUGGCGACAUGGACUGGGGAACACAGCUCUGGGAUCAGUAUGAUGUCAUCGACAAGCAUACACAGUCGGGCCUUGACCUGCUGGACCGCUACAUCAAAUUUGUGAAGGAGCGGUCAGAGAUAGAACAAAAUUACGCCAAGCAGCUCAGAAAUCUCACAAAGAAAUAUGCCAAACGUGGAAACAGGGAAGACCAAGACUGCAAGUUCAGCAACCAUGCUUCAUUCCAGGAGAUCCUCAACGAGCUAAACGAUUACGCCGGGCAACGUGAGCUCAUUGCUGAAAACUUGAUAACUGGCAUCUGUGUUGAUCUCUUGAAGAAGCUUCAGGAUUUUAAACAAGAACGGAAAACGCACCUGGCUGAUGUCAAGAAGGCCCAGCAGAAUUUAGAGAGCAGCUUUAAGCACCUAGAAAAUACGAAGAAGCGCUAUGCCAAGGAGUGGGCGGAGGCGGAAAAAGCCUCACAACAAGCAGAGAAAGCGGAGAGCGAGGUCUCUGCUACCAGAGUCGAUGUCGAAAAAGCCAAGCAGCAUGCCCAUGCUCGCACUCACAUGGCAGAGGAGUGCAGGAACGACUAUGCAGCAGAACUCCAGAAAUACAACAAGGAACAGAACUUCCACUAUUACACCGACAUACCGCAGCUCCUCAAUAAAUUGCAAGGCAUGGAUGAGCGGAGGAUCUGGAGCCUUGCGGAUGGCUACUGCAAGUUUUCAGAUAUUGAGAAGAAGGUGCUGCCCAUCAUCUCAAAGUGUCUAGAAGGAAUUUCUGCUUCUGGGACAAAAGUUAAUGAGAAACAGGACUCUAUUCUGGUCAUCGAGCAGCACAAAUCUGGUUUCGAGCCGCCUGCAGAUGUGGAGUUUGAAGACUACUCCCAGGGCAUUAAAUCGGCAACCUCAGAGUCCAGCCUCAACCCGCCAAAAGUGCGCGGCCUGAUCUGGCCGUUCAGCAAGAAACACAAGCAAACUCCUGCAGAAGAUUACUCUCACCUUCCUCCGGAGCAGAGGAAGAAGAGGCUGCAGACGAAGAUUGACGAUAUCCACAAAGAUCUGCAGAAGGCACAGGACCAAAGUGAAGCCCUGGAGAAGAUGAAGGGUGUGUACGAGCAGAAUCCACAGAUGGGAGACCCCUCCAGUCUGGAACCUCGGAUCCUGGAAAUGACCCAGGACAUGAGCCGCCUGAGGGGAGAGCUCACCAAAUACGAGACGUGGCUCUCAGAAGCUCUGGGAGGAGAUGAAUCUCCAUUUCCUGUCAACAACAACACAGAGUAUGGGACGAGCAUGUCCAGCAGGGUAACACAUGAUCCUGAUGCGAACAUCUACGCAGAGUUCGAUGAAGAGUUUGAUGAAAUAGAAAGUCCUAUUGGCCAGUGCACAGCUCUGUACAACUUUGAAGGCAACAGCGAGGGCACCAUUUCCAUUAAAGAGGGAGAGCUAUUGAGCAUAAUGGAAGAGGAUAAAGGCGACGGAUGGAUGAGAGUCCUUAGAGCCAGUGGAGACGAGGGCUAUAUACCUUCAUCCUAUGUCAAACUCGCAUCCUAACUUCCAUCACAGAGCUUGUGCUGGAAGUUAACAGCCAAAGGUGAACACAAAGUCAUUCCAGAUAAUUGGAGCUGCUCUCUACAUCUUUUAUCUCAGCUAGUGAUGUGUAUGGAGAGAUGAAAGUGAGUGAUUAUAAAGCUUGUUAUCGAGGCUGAUCGCAAUAUCAUACACUCCAUCUCUGCUCGCCGUGGCAGACGUUGCCUCUAAACGCAGACGGACGAAACUUUGACUUUUAUAGAUGUCAGCUCUUUUAAAACAGAAAAACACCAAACUUUUGAAUGUAUGCCUGAACAUUUUGUCACGUGUGAAGUGACCACUCCUGUAACAUACUUAGAUAUGUUUAUGGCAAUGUUUGUAUCCAUCCACUUGACUUUCCCACUAAUGAUUUGAAUUAACCUGCUGAACCUUUUCUUGUUUUAACACCAACUAUUUACCCAAUUCCUUCAUGUGAGAGGAUAAUGUGAGGGGUUUUUAUUAUUAUUAUUGUUAUUAUUAUUUAGAAAUGUGAUGUUUAAUUAUUUUAACUGAAAACCACUACUCAGUAGGGAGUGCACAAUGACCCUCCCAGUAGACAGUGAGAGGAAAGGAUAGGUUUACAUGUGUUUAUGGUCUGUUUGGAACAGAACUCGGGCCCUCUGUGAAGAUUAGUCAUUUUUCUCCAUGGCUUCACCAACCGGUUAUUCAAACACUUUCACUUUGUUGCUGACUCCUCCUGACCUGAUUCAGACAUGCCGCGACAAUGAUGGAGACAGUCACGCUAUGGAAGUGUAACUAUACUUUUGAACAUUUAGAUCUCGCCGCAAUUGUCAUGCAGAGCACAGCGUUUCUGUCUGCACGGUGCCGCUCAGAGACCUGUAGCUUGCCCGUCACACACAGGCCCUGAAAGCGAGCGAGAUUUCUCUUCUAGAUUGGGAAAGGGGAAACUGCAGAGGUCUGUCUUAAUCUUAUUGGAAAUUAAUAACUGACUUGGCGAGAUAACGAAAGCACAAUGGUUGUUGCUGUCUGGGGCAUUUUCUGGUGAGUCAAGCAACUCACAAAGCGCCUGUGCACGGUCUAAUCCGGCGCACGCUCCUCGGUUAACUCGUGGCAUGCGUUCAGGCUCGUGUCGCGUAAAAAGUGAUACAUAAAUGUUACACAUUCCAACACAGUGACGUUUACAGAAAAGUGGCCAUGAAGCUGUCAGAAUAAAGGAAGGUGGCUGAAAGGGGGCUUAUGCAGGAUCUGAGUACUGUGAAGACAAGACUUUUUAAACAAUGUGAACCUAUCCUUUGUCUUCACACCAGACAUUGUAGUUUCUCUGUGACAGAGGGUUGGAAGGGAACUUGCUUUGCGGUGCUUUUUGUGAAUUAAAGGUUUGUCCGAAGUGAAAGGAAAAGUGCUGGCGAUGAAAGAUCAAAGUUGUGAAAAAAAAAAUGCAGAGUUUAUUAAUUUGUGAUCCCUGUGAAUUGCUCAUGUUCGAGGGUGCAGCUUCACUGGCUUUAUCAUAUCUGUUAAUACAAAUGUGGUCUACACGCAGCCUUUGGCGGUGGUUGGACUCACGCUGGAGGGGUUUUAGCUCUCAUGGUCAGCUGUUUGCUUUCUGUUUCUCAUAUUCUCAAAUGGUUUAAACUGCAUGUUUCCUGAAUGUUUGCCUGGUCAGAUUGUCUAAAAUGAGGGCCUUUAAAAAAAAAAAAAAAAACCUCUUUCCUUUUCUUUUUUUCUUUAAACUUGAAAUGCCGAUGGCCCGUUCAGCCAAUAUUCUGAAGAAUCACGGCAUCAGUGGAAAGGAAAUGAGUUUUAUGAUUCACCUCCUCACUGGAAUCCCUCCCAACAGCUAUCUAAUAUUUCUAAAAUCAAAUCUGAAACGUUUAAAGAUGAGCCACAUAAGGUUUACUCACAUCUUCUCCACCACUCUGACCCGCACCAGUAAAUGUUUUCUCAACAUUUAAAAGGAAUCAUUGUCAUUUUUUAAAAGAAAAUGUUUGUAUUUACUUGUAUCAUAAAAAAGGAAAAACA